AUGGCAUCGUCUGUACCAGCUGCUAUGACAUUUUUUGGCGUAAUUCAAAGAAUUUAUACAAUGUUCAGUGCUUCUACUGAAAGAUGGACUAUUCUUUUAAAAUACGUUUCAGACUUUACUUUAAAACCAAUGUCAGAUACCAGGUGGGAGUCUCGGGUUGAAUCGAUUAAACCUAUUCGUUUUCAAUUAGGCCAAGUACACGAUGCUUUAGUAGAAGUCAGUGAGUUAACAAAGGAUCCUAAGAUAAAAAGUGAGAGUUUGUCUUUGGCAAAUUAUGAUUAUUCUUAUGAUUUUAUUUUAAGUGUUGUUAUUUGGUAUGAACUGCUAUCUGCUAUUAAUAAAGUUAGUAAGAGUCUUCAGAGUGAAGCUAUGGAACUGAGUAAUGCUGUUCAAUUAUUAAGUGGUCUUAAAGAUUUUUUUAAUAAUUUUAGAGAAAAGGGGUUUGAGUUAUCAAAAAAAACUGCACAACAAUUAUGUGAAGAUAUUGGAACUCAACCAAUUUUUAAACAAUCUAGAGUUCUAAAAAAAAGUAAGCAGUUUGAUUAUGAAUGUAAUGAUACACGAACAGUUUCUAACGAACAAAAAUUUUAUCAAGAUUAUUUUUUGGCAUUGGUAGAUCAAGCAAUUGUAUCAAUUAAUCAACGAUUCGAGCAAUUAUCUGAACAAUCAGAAAACUUUGGAUUUUUAUAUAAUAUUGAAAAUUUGAAGUUAUUUGAAGAUGAAACAUUACGAAAGCAUUGCAUGGAUUUAGAAAUAUUAUUAAAGGACGGUGAAAAUUGCGAUAUAAAUGGAAUUGAACUUUUUGACGAGUUAAAAAUAUUUUGUAGAAUUUUGAACAAACAAAAAACCAGUAUCGAGUGUCUUGAUUAA
This is a messenger RNA of Myzus persicae (green peach aphid), 870 nucleotides long. RefSeq lists its product as uncharacterized. The transcript has a single exon. NCBI's taxonomy places the organism in Eukaryota, Metazoa, Arthropoda, Insecta, Hemiptera, Aphididae. The record is from RefSeq and is a predicted model, not a curated record. The coding region runs from base 1 to 870 and encodes 289 amino acids.